UUACGGCUCCUUCUACGUCCGCAGUUCAUAGACAAAGGCCAACAGCAGCAGCUGGACGCCAUUUUUCUCUUUGUUACUCAGCAGAGACAGUCAGAAUGAGCGGCAGAGGAAAGGGAGGUAAGGGACUCGGUAAAGGAGGCGCUAAGCGUCACCGUAAAGUUCUCCGUGAUAACAUUCAGGGAAUCACUAAGCCCGCUAUCCGCCGUCUGGCUCGCCGCGGUGGAGUCAAGCGCAUCUCCGGUCUCAUCUACGAGGAGACCCGCGGCGUGUUGAAGGUCUUCCUGGAGAACGUCAUCCGGGACGCCGUCACCUACACCGAGCACGCUAAGAGGAAGACUGUGACCGCCAUGGAUGUGGUGUACGCUCUGAAGAGACAGGGCCGCACCCUGUACGGCUUUGGAGGUUAAACUGAGCCGCUUCUCUAAACUAAACAAAGGUCCUUUUCAGGGCCGCCAACCUGCUGGUUAAGAACACGAUUCCCAUUACAAUUUUGCUUUACUUGUUCAGGAAACCAUAUCCAACGACUUUAAUGUGUCUAUUUUAAUUCUCAAAUGAGACGAUGACGGGCAAAUAGAUUUGUAUUUAAUCAUGGUUGCCUUGUGUACUGAACAAAAUGCUGUUGCAGUACUCCACGCCCCUUUUCAUCUAAAGUGU
Messenger RNA from Cyprinodon tularosa, 654 nucleotides. RefSeq names its product histone H4. The coding region runs from base 96 to 407 and encodes 103 amino acids. NCBI's taxonomy places the organism in Eukaryota, Metazoa, Chordata, Actinopteri, Cyprinodontiformes, Cyprinodontidae. Gene Ontology annotation, cellular component: nucleosome. The transcript has a single exon. Gene Ontology annotation, molecular function: protein heterodimerization activity; structural constituent of chromatin; DNA binding. Gene Ontology annotation, biological process: nucleosome assembly. The record is from RefSeq and is a predicted model, not a curated record.